Sturnus vulgaris (Common starling) is the source of this 6111-nucleotide messenger RNA. NCBI's taxonomy places the organism in Eukaryota, Metazoa, Chordata, Aves, Passeriformes, Sturnidae. The record is from RefSeq and is a predicted model, not a curated record.
AAUUGUCUGACUGACAGCAUUUAGCUAUAUAUUGGAAUCUCAGAAAAUUGAGAGUUGAAGGCAUGUCUGGAGGUAUUUAAUCCAACACCCUCCUCAAAAGGCUGGCAUCAGAAUUAGCUUGGAUUGCAACAGGAUAUUUUGACUUUUUAUACUAUUCAAGGACACUCAUAUUUCACAACCUACCUAGGCUGUUGCAGUGCUGCAUCCUUCUUAGCGGGAAGAAUGUUUGCCAUAUGUGCAACAGGAAGUUGCCUCUUUUCCUGUUAGAGUGUACUUUAACUCCAGUUCCUCUGUGACUCCCUGAUAGGUAGUGAAAGACUGCCAUUAAAUCCUCUUCUGGUCUUCUCCACAUUUAAAAAAAGAUGCUUUGGUUCCCUUGCUGUCAUUCCAGUUCCCUAUUCGUCUCAGGGGUUUUUAGCUGGUCUUGCCAGCUUUACUCUGGCAUGGGCCAGACACAAAAACCAGACACAGCGUUCUAGGUAUGACUUCACCAUGGUCAAGUUGAGGACAACUAUAACUUUGCUCAAUCAAAUGGUUAGGAUCAUGUUAAUUCCUUGCCAUAAUGCUGUGCUGCUGACACAUGGUGAGUUUGCUGUCUUUUGGAAUCUCUAGGUCUUUUUCUGCAGAGCAGUUACUAGCUUGUUCAUCUCCGGCCUAUACUGAUGCAAUUUUUAUUUGCCUUUCCCUUUUUCCCUCUACUGUGUCUGUUCUUGCAUAUUUCUUAAUUUUGUUUAUCACUUCAGUGCAGAGGUACUUUCAAACUGCUUAGUCAGCAGCCCCAGAUUGAAGUCAAGGUAGAUGAGGAUCUGUCUGAGGGAGCCCUGGAGGCUGAUCCUGCCCACUGGCUGCCUGCCUGGCCAGGCCUUCCAGUGCUGCAUUUGGUGCAUGAGCAUCGUAGUGCUUAGCCUAACACCUUGUUAAAUUAUAGCUGUCCUUUGUGCAUGUCAGCCAGUCGGUAAUUGCUUUAUGCUUUUAAGUUGUGUAUAUGCUGCUUGCAGAACCUUCCUUCCUCCUGGCUAGGGAUGCCCAAAUGAAGUGAUCCAAAAGAGGGGCUGUAAAACCACCUCACCUCGCACAAAAUACAAUUGAAUCAGAAGAUCACAUAAGGGUAGUGAAGAUGUUUGAGAAGACUUAAAUCACAGGAGACUCAGGAUCAAUAAAUGAAGAAUGAGCAUUAAUUACAUAUUCCAGUACUAGUGGACACAUUAAAUAAAAACUGCAGAUGCUAAUUUUAAAGGAAGCAGGGAUAUUUUUUUAUGGAUUGUAGCAAAGCUGCAGAAGCCCUUGCAGUAAGUCUUUGUAGUUACUAAAUGCAUAUAUUAAAAAAAUCUGGAUGAAUGCACAGAAGAAAAAUCCAUUAGGGGAUACUAGAUCUUGAAGAUGUUUACCUUAGUGUUUAAGAAAUCUAAAUCUAGCUCUAAAAGAGCUAGAAAGUGUAUUAAAUCUACAGGAGAAAAUAGCACAACACGUUUGGUCUGUUUUCCACAUACUUGCUGUUAGAAACUAUUGGCAAUCAAAAUAUUGUGUUUGAUGGACCUUUGGUUCAAGUUAGUAUGAUCUAUUUUGUUCACAGGAGGCAGCUUUUGUUUUCUCUUUCUGUGGUUUUAUUUUGUUUUGGGUUUUGACCUAGGGUAUUGCCUGAGAAGUGUUGAUACUUAGAAUCUUAAACUGUUUUCUUUCUAUUUUAAAAUUCCAUUUCUUAGAGAAAAGGGCUCUGGCAGUAUUUUGAGAGUGAAAUGGAAAAUGCAGGUUGGGUGUUCACUCUGUGCGUUUUCUUGCCACUGUCCAUGAUCAGCGUCCUUGUGGUAUUGUUGCCCUUUACAUAUCUGCUAUUCUAAAUUCAGUUAAGUGCUGUUUUGCUGGUAAAUUUUUACAUAGUAACAUGCAACUCUAAUCCCUUCUGUUGUCAUGAUUUUUCUGAAUGGACCUGCUCCUGUAUUUUUGUCUUGGCUCAGUUUUCCAGGCAGUCUAAUAUAGGCAUUUAUGCUGAUUCUUUUCAGUCAGAGAUCAAAGCCAGAAAAAAAUCUUAUAAAGCUUUCACAGAAUAUCUGUAACCAAAUCUGUUCAGACUCUGGAAGGAGAGCUUAUUGUUGGUUACUGUUGAGAAUGUGUUUGUAAGUGCAUCAGACAUACUUCUCAUCCCCAAAUCAUCCAACCUAGCUGGCUAAAGCUCAAGAUCUAAGGCAAUUGUCAGCUGUCUCUCUUCAUUUUUGCUUUAGGAUAUUAUAAUUUUUCAUGUUGGAAUAUUUCCUCUUAUUUUCCUAAAUUACUAAUGACACCCUCCCAGUAGUCAUAUCCAUGUCAGAAAUUUACUUUCCUUAUCUAGUGUUUAAAAAAACCCAAAAAACCAACCAACCAAGCUGUCCACAAAACGUUUGGUAGCCAGCUUAUUAUUUACUUUGCUUUUCAGUAUUGAAUAACUGUUCCCUUGAUGUCCCAUAAUUGAUCAUAUAGCACCAGAAAAAAAUGUGGGGUUUUUUAUUAUAAUUUUUUUCUGUGAAUAUAGCCCGACAGAAAAAAUGUACAGUAAUUUUUUGUGAAGUAUCAGGAAGUUGCCCAAAUAUCAUGCUUUCAGGAUGCAGGAGGGUUUGUGUAUAUGUACAAGUGGCCUUUAGAGUGACAGAACCACUUGGGCAUUGGUUGUGAGCACUAUUUUAUUUGAAAGCAAUUAGAAGAAAGCGUCUAUGGGUAGAAAGGAAGUUUCUUGCCAGGACAGCAUAUGAAAUCAGACAGCUGAAACUGAACAAAAGAACGGCGUAAUGAAGUUUUAAAUUCUUGCUGCUAAAUUGCAGGUGCCUACAAAAGAUAACUUUAUCUUAUUUUAAUUAUUUCUGGAACAUUUGACUGUCAGGUGAUGGCUUUUGAGGAUUGGCUUUGACACUUAGAGUUGUUUAGCAGCCACUCAGUGCUGUGAGAUGGUAAAGAUAGAGAAAUGAUUUUAUAUCUGUCAUAGACAACAAAGUACCUGAAGUGUAAAAUUACUGAAAAUAAGAUGACUGACCUUUCAAGAAUUGGUAUUUGUUCAGAUUCAGGUGUUGUCUCCUGGAUCUUUCAUUUCCUCACUGUGCCUGAGAACCUCCUGUAUUGUUUCCUACUCUAGUGACAGUGACUUCUGCAGGUUUGCAGCAGCUGUUCACGAUGUAUCAGGCCAAGGCAGGAGUUAACAGCUGCUGGAAGAUACUGGGCUUUGAGAUGGAGUUCCCCCUUUCCAGCAGCAAUGGAAAUACUCAAUGUUUUCAUCAGCCACCUACAUUGAGAACCUGGAUGAUGACACAGUUUCAGGAUCGAAUUGGAUAACAGAAAACAAUGUCCAGCAUUUUCUGUCACAGACAACCAAAACUACCAGGAAGCCUUACUGUGGGUACGCGCAGCAGAUCUUGUCCAAAAGGGAGCAAGUGGAGCAGGAAUCGUUGCUUGCUGCAAUACAGUGGCCAAAGCCCCCUGAUGGCAAAAUCGCCUUUGCACAAAGCACUGAUCCCACACACAGUGACUUUUUGAUUGUGAAACCCAGCAGGUUCUUCAAGGUGGGUGAUCAGUUGGAGGUACUCGUUCGUAUGAAGGAUUUCCAAGGAAAACCCAAGCAGUAUGGUGGAGACUAUUUACAGGCACGAAUUCACUCUCCUGGGCUAAAAGCUGGAGCAGCAGGAAGGAUUGUAGAUUGCCACAAUGGCCUUUACAAAGUCUUCUUUACCUUGCUUUGGCCAGGAGAGGUCAAAGUCUCUGUGUCCCUUGUCCAUCCCAGUGAAGCAAUCCAAGUCCUCCGGCGUUUACGAGAGGAAAGGCCGGACAGAGUUUAUUUCAAAAGCUCAUUCAAGUCUGGGAGGUAUUCAGAAACUACAGAGUGCAACGUUUGCUUGCCUGGAGGUAUCCCAGUCUGUAACUUCACAGAUCUCUACACGGGUGAGCCAUGGUUCUGUUACAAGCCUCGAAAACUGUCCUGUGCCAGCCGAAUCAGCCAUGCUAAAGGUGGAUAUCUGAAGGGUCUUCUGACACAGGAGGAAAGCCUCUUUUUCCAAAGUGACGUGAAUAUCAAGAGGCCAAUACUCUCCAGUGGACCAGAUUCAGUCAUUGUAAAGCCCAAGGCAUUUACAGAAUCAAGCAGUAUGGACAGAGCUGAAGAUCCCACAGUUUCCCCUUCUGGUUAUUAUUAUGAAGACCAGUGGAGGUCCAGAACACAUUGGAUCCAUAAUUUUAGCAAAUCAGAUGAUAUAACUGAGUGCUUACAAGGAAAAGUAAUCCACUUGUUUGGAGACUCUACAAUACGGCAGUGGUUUGAAUAUUUGACAGCAUUUGUUCCAGAUCUAGUGGAAUUUAACCUGGGGAGCCCUAAGAACGUGGGCCCUUUCAUGUCUGUGGACCUGAAGCACAACAUCCUGCUGAAGUUCCGCUGCCACGGGCCACCCAUCCGCUUCUCCACGGUGUUCAGCAGCGAGCUGCGCUACAUCGCCAACGAGCUCAACAGCAUCGUGGGCGGCAGGAACACUGUCGUAGCAAUAACCAUAUGGUCCCACUUCAGCACCUUCCCCGUGGAAGUGUACAUCCGGCGGCUCAGGAACAUCCGCAGAGCCAUUGUUCAGCUGCUGGACCGCAGCCCCAAGACUGUGAUCGUCAUCAGAACCGCCAAUGUUCAGGAGCUUGGGCCAGAAGUGAGCCUCUUCAACAGUGACUGGUAUUCCUUUCAGCUUGAUUCUGUCAUGAGGAAAAUGUUCUCAGGAAUUGCUGUGCACUUUGUGGAUGCUUGGGAGAUGUCUGUGGCUCAUUACUUGCCACAUAACCUUCACCCUAAUGAAAUAAUUGUUAAGAAUCAAAUAGAUGCAUUUUUAUCGUAUGUGUGCCCUCUGCAAACUUAGCACAAAUGGGUAUCCCUAUGUUGUCUUUUGCUAUAGCCGAAGUACAGUUGCUCUUUUGAGCUGUGGAAUGAGGCUGGAUGAUAUGGAGGAACUCUGGGUACUGUACUUGCAUGCAGGAUAAGUAGGGUGACCUUAACUCUGGGUAGCUGUGAGGGAUGGUGAAGUGGAGUUGACUCCUCAGGCCAUAUCUUCCUGGAAGAUUGAUUCCUUCAAGCUUCUCAUUCAUACCUGAGAUUAUUAGAGAGCACCUUAAAUUGGCAGGAUUCAACAAGAAAUUAUUUGGGUUAUUAGCUUUACUAGUUGUCUGCACUGUAUGCCUAAUUUAAUCCUGAUUCUGUUGCCAGGGUCCUGUUGCUCAGAACAGUGUGUGAAACCUGGGAAGGAUUUUGGGAAUGGUCUUUCAGCAUUCCAGAGGUUAAGGGAUGUCUCCUCCAGUUGUGUGCCAGAGAAGUACAGUGUCUGUUCUUGUUUCAAAGUCCUAAUUAGAAACAUGAAGGGAGUGUACCAAAGUCACCAAUAAGGAAGCACAAUCACAAUAUCUGUAGAAUUAAGUCAUGAAGAAUUUGCUGACGUUCAAUCGAGUACACUAGUUAGGCAUCUUUGUUGUUUACAGAUGGCUGCUAAAUAGUACAAAUAGCCAGUAUUUUAGUUUGGUUUCCUGUCCUACUGAAUUUCUUUUGAACUUUGAUACACUGUCUAUUUCUUGAUUUAUCGGUGGUGAGGAUAUGUGUGUUUUGUGACCUCAGUGAAAACACUCAGGCAGUUCCUGCAAGUUCAAGUUGCAGGCUCACCUACUUGAAGCUUAAAGCAUUUGCCAGUGAAAGUGUUUCAUUUGCCAGUGAAAGUGUUUCCAUUCCCUGCGAGCUCCAGCUGUUCCGUUCAGUGGCUCUGCCGUGUCCUUCAUACUCCGUGUCUGGACAGGGAGGCCAAGUGACCCUAGGGCCCCUGGUGUGCUUUGGCAGUGGUGCUCAAGGCCAUGCAAUGACUCCUCUUCAGGGCCUGGCAGUUCUGUCAUUUCUUCAUGAGCCUCACUGCUGCCAGUAUAAAAGGUGGAACUCCCUGCACCCAAAAGCCAAGCAUGCCCAGGGCUGCCUUCGUAUAUCUGCUUGGCACAGACCCAGGUUUGCUGGGCUGACAGCUGGUGGCUCUCCAGCCUCCUGGCCUGGCAUUACUGCUGCUUAUUUGAUUGAACCUGUCUGCAGUUUUAACUAGAAGCACUUUGAAAACAAUUUUUAUUAAACGCAAUUCUCAAAUUAAACAG